Acanthochromis polyacanthus (spiny chromis) is the source of this 1557-nucleotide messenger RNA. It is a transcript of the gene msmo1, whose product is annotated as methylsterol monooxygenase 1. Gene Ontology annotation, molecular function: iron ion binding; C-4 methylsterol oxidase activity. Bases 119 to 994 code for a protein of 291 amino acids. Lineage: Eukaryota; Metazoa; Chordata; Actinopteri; Pomacentridae. The record is from RefSeq and is a predicted model, not a curated record. The transcript has 6 exons. Gene Ontology annotation, biological process: sterol biosynthetic process.
CAGAUCGCACCAAAUUCCUUUACUUGACCACCGUCGGCCGCCUCUCCCUCAGGUAGACGCCGGGACGAGCCGCGGAAAGUCUUCUCUCCAGACCUGCACCUCCUUUCCGUCAUCCAUCAUGGCAGCGAACGGCACGGCAGACAUCUUGAGCUCCGCCUAUCUGGCGGUGGAGUACGUAGACGCGGCUCUGCCUGAAAACCCCUUCCAGCCGUCUCUUAAGCACGCCUGGGGCUACAUGCUGGACAACUACACCAAGUUCCAGAUCGCCACCUGGGGGUCGCUCAUCGUCCACGAGUUCAUCUACUUCCUCUUCUGCCUGCCCGGUUUCGUCUUCCAGUUCCUGCCCUUCAUGCAGAAAUACAAGAUCCAGCAGGACAAGCCAGAGACGUGGGAGAAACAGUGGAGAUGUUUCAAGAUGCUGCUCUUCAACCAUUUUUGCAUCCAGCUGCCUUUGAUCUGUGGGACUUACUACUUCACCGAAUUCUUCAACAUCCCCUAUGACUGGGACUCUAUGCCACGCUGGCCCUACCUCUUGGCUCAGUGCUUCGGCUGCGCUGUCGUCGAAGACACUUGGCACUACUUCCUGCACCGCCUGCUGCAUCACAGACGAAUCUACAAAUACAUCCACAAAGUCCACCACGAGUUCACCGCUCCAUUCGGGAUGCAGGCGGAAUACGCUCAUCCCGCUGAGACCAUCAUCCUAGGUGCCGGCUUCUUCAUCGGCAUCAUGAUCUUCUGUAACCACGUCUUCUUCCUCUGGGCCUGGGUGGCCUUCCGCCUGAUGGAGACCGUCGAUGUCCACAGCGGCUACGACAUCCCUCUGAACCCGCUCCACCUCAUCCCGUUCUACGCCGGCGCCCGUUUCCACGACUUCCACCACAUGAACUUCGUGGGGAACUACGCCUCCACCUUCACCUGGUGGGACAAGCUGCUGAACACAGACAACCAGUACAACAAGUACAUGCAGAAACAAGGAGACAAGAAGGAGCAGUAAGCGUCUCCGCUCGUACAAACACACGCCUGUUCUGCCGGGAAAGAGGCGGCGAGUCGUACAGACGAACUCUCACGUCCUCUGUACGCCUAAUGAAGCUCACAUACACACUCAGAGGUGUGUGAAAAACCAAUCAGCUCUGAAUCUGACUGCGUGUUGACUUCACCCGCUGUGCCUUUCGAGAAAAACAAAGUACUGUUUGCUUUUGUCAACAGCUGCUGGCUGAAUAAAAACCAUCAACAUCCUCUUUUUGAUUAACUGAUGUCCUCGUUAUCAGAUGGAAGAAGUCCUACCCUGUUGCUGUCUUGCGAAAUGUUUCUGUAAACCUCUGAAUGUCUCAGCACUUUAGCACUUCCUCUUGAGUUGAUCCGAGUCACGAUGACGCAGACUUCACGUCCGGCGAUCCCUGAAACUAAAUUUUGAUGAAAGGGAGUUGCCUGUAGGUUGUUGAAGCCUUUUUUAUUUAAGGCUGUAACAGCGAUUAAAUGCUGAAACCUCGACAAUGUUCUUUAUUCUUUCUGUUUUGUCAUGUAAAAAUAAAAUAUGUGGAAUAAAUGUAAACACGG